AUGAAGAAAUUGUUAGGCUAUGUGGCGGUGGUGGAGAAAAAUAAACCUUAUGUUGCAAUGCUGUUUAUUCAGUUUGUGUAUUCAGGAAUGGCUUUGUUAUCUAAAGCUGCAAUUUCCAAAGGAAUGAGUCCUUAUGUGUUUGUUGUUUAUAGACAAGCCUUUGCAUCAAUUGCCUUAUCUCCUUUUGCUCUCUUUGACAGUAAGCAAGCAGCCCCUUUGUCAUGCAACUUAUUGUGCAAAUUGUUUCUAGUUUCCCUGGUUGGGUUAACAGCAAGCUCAAACCUUUACUAUGUUGCAAUCAACUACACCUCUGCAACAUUUGCUGCAGCCAGCUCAAACACUGUUCCUGCCAUUACUUUUAUCAUGGCUAUUUUAAUCAGGGUGGAAAGCAUUUCCAUAAAACAUAUGCAUGGGGUGGCCAAGAUUUUGGGAUCUAUUCUAAGCCUUUCUGGGGCAAUUACAUUUGCUUUAGUCAAAGGACCAUCCUUGGGUUAUAUGAAAUGGUAUCCAGAAAAUCCGAACCAUAGUUCUCACCCAUUAACGGUUCACUCCAAAGGUGAUAACAUUAGAGGCUCUCUUAUGAUGCUCUUGGCAAACACUUCAUGGUCCUUGUGGCUUAUCUUGCAGGGAUUUGUGGUAAAGCAAUACCCAGCAAAAUUUCGCCUCACUACUCUACAAUGCUUCUUUAGCUUCAUGCAGUCUGCUGUUUUGGCUGCUGCAAUGGACAGGAAUAAUCCUUCAGCAUGGAAGCUUGGAUGGGAUAUUCAUCUUCUUUCUGUGGCCUACUGUGGUGUAAUUGUAACAGGCGUUUGUUAUUGGCUGCAAGUCUGCACUAUAGAGGCCAAAGGCCCAGUUUUCACAGCAAUGUUCACCCCUCUAGCUCUUAUAAUCACAGCAAUAUUCUCAGCCCUUUUGUGGAAAGAAACACUUUACUUGGGAAGUGUUGGUGGCACUAUUUUACUGGUAGUUGGACUCUACAGUGUCCUAUGGGGGAAGAACAAGGAGAGUGUAAAGGAAGAAAGCAUAGAAGCUGAACAAGCAAGAGAGGAAACCAAAUUGGAGUGCAUCAUCCAGCACUGA
Molecule: messenger RNA, 1080 nt
Organism: Abrus precatorius (Indian licorice)
Lineage: Eukaryota; Viridiplantae; Streptophyta; Magnoliopsida; Fabales; Fabaceae
Product: WAT1-related protein At1g43650
Exons: 7
Coding region: 1-1080 (359 amino acids)
Cellular component (GO): plasma membrane
Molecular function (GO): transmembrane transporter activity
Source: RefSeq, a predicted model, not a curated record